UUCGCGUUGGGGCCACCGCGGCAGCGCCACUCGGCCCGGCUCCCCGCCGUCGACCGCGCGGUGCGCAGCCCGCCCGCCUAUUCCCGGCGCGGGGCCGCCUGUCGCGGGUUCAGGGCGGACCAUGCGCCCGACUAGCCCGCCGCCGGCCCGCUGGCUAUGCGUGCUGGCCGGCGUCCUCGCCUGCGCUCUCGGCCCCGCAGGCACCCGGGCAACCAUCCUGCAGCAGGAGGAAUGUUACUAUCUGCAGCUGAUAGAGGUACAGCACAAGCAGUGCCUGGAGGAGGCCCAGCUGGAGAAUGACACGGCAGGCUGCAGCAAGAUGUGGGACAACCUCACCUGCUGGCCAGCCACCCCUCCGGGCCAGGUGGUCGUCUUGGACUGCCCCCUCAUUUAUAAGUUCUUCUCUCCAGUUCAAGGCCGCAACGUGAGCCGCAGCUGCACCAACGAGGGCUGGACGCACCUGGAACCUGGCCCCUACCCCAUUGCCUGUGGCUUGAAUGACAAGGCAUCAGAUUUGGAAGAGCAGCAGCAGUCAAUGUUCUACAGUUCCGUGAAGACCAUCUACACCAUCGGCCACAGCCUGUCCCUCGCUGCCCUUCUGGUCGCUACAGCCAUCUUGAGCCUGUUCAGGAAGCUCCACUGCACGCGGAACUACAUCCACAUGCACCUCUUCAUAUCGUUCAUCCUGAGGGCCACCGCUGUCUUCAUCAAAGACUUGAUCCUGUUCAACAGCGAGGACGUGGACUAUUGCACCAAGGGCUCGGUGAGCUGUAAGGCAGCCAUGGUCUUAUUCCAGUACUGUAUCAUGGCCAACUUCUUCUGGCUGCUGGUGGAGGGCCUCUACCUGCACACCCUGCUGGCUGUCUCCUUCUUCUCUGAGCGGAAGUACUUCUGGGGGUACAUACUCAUCGGCUGGGGGGUGCCCAGCAUAUUCACCAUUGUGUGGACAAUCAUCAGGCUCUAUUUUGAGGACACUGGAUGCUGGAACACCAUCAACUCCUCAUUUUGGUGGAUCAUAAAGGCCCCCAUCCUCACCUCCAUCUUGGUGAACUUUAUCCUGUUUAUUUGCAUUAUCCGGAUCCUGGUUCAGAAACUUCAGUCCCCAGAUGUUGGAAAGAGUCACAGCAGCCCAUACUCGAGGCUGGCCAAGUCCACUCUUCUGCUGAUCCCCCUGUUUGGAGUGCACUACAUUAUGUUCGCCUUCUUUCCCAGCAACUUUACAGCUGAGGUGAAAAUGGUCUUUGAGCUCGUCAUGGGGUCUUUCCAGGGGUUUGUGGUGGCCAUCCUGUACUGCUUCCUCAAUGGCGAGGUGCAGGCGGAGUUGCGGCGGAAGUGGCGGCGCUGGCACCUGCAGGGCUUCUUGGGCUCGGACGCUAAAUACCAGCACCCGUCAGGAGGCAGCAACGGGGCCACAUGCAGCACGCAGGUCUCCAUUCUGACCCGCGUCAGCCCGGGCGCGCGCCGUUCCUCCAGCUUCCAGGCCGAAGUCUCCCUGGUCUGACCGCCAGGCGCCCAGGGGCCCCCAGCGGCUCCUCCCGUCCGCACCACCCACCCCGGGAGGCACCGGGGACCGAGGCCUGCCCGGGCGAGGCCAGCCCCGGCCCUGGGCUCGGAGGCUGCCCCGGUCCCCAGGCCACUGUCCGGACGCCCCUCAAGAACUCUGCCCUUGCGCUUGUCUGAGAGUAGGGUGCACAGAUGCGGGAGCCGCUUCUCUGCAAGCAGGUGCGCCGGGGGGGGGGCUCCCACCUGAGAAGACGUGGGGUGGAGCUCGGCCAUCAGACUCCUCCCCGAAAAGUCCUCGUCCGCCAAGCAGGGGCAAGAAGUCCACAUGCUCUCUCCCCUGACUCGGCGCUGGUGGCUCUCGGGCGCCGUCCAAGGUAGGCAACUGCCCGUCCUCGGACAAUGAAUGCGGGAUCGUGGUGUGCGCCGAGGACACAAAGAUCUUGGCCCUGAAGGUCACCGGCCACCACCACCUCGACGGAGCCUGAAGUUCCACCAUUGCGUCAAGUUCCUUUGGGUUAAGCAUUACCAUUAAGGCAUCUCUUCCCAGAGGCGGUCGCCUCCCCCAGCGUCGUCCUCUGAGCUGCCAGCCCUUCCAAGUGGAGGAGUUUGCCUCAGACGGGUGUGGUUUUGAUAGGGAGUUUAGUUUGGGGCGCACAGGUAUCUCCAUAGUCCCUGCUGAAGCGCAGUGGUCCCAGGAUGGCUGGAACGAUCGAGACUGCCGCCAGCCCUACAAUCCCUACAGGCAGUGGGAGCUUCCCUUGGCCGCCCACCUAUGUGCCAACUAUCAGAACCAGGCUGAGAGAUGUGCGUUCGUGCGCCCCUUAAUCCUCCCAUCAACCCAGCAAGGUGGGAACUACUGUCCCUAUGUCACAGGUCAGGAAACCGAGUCUCACAGAGAGGUGCCUCGCCUUGUCACACAGGUAGGGUUCGGUCUCAGAUCCGUCAGAUGAGAAAAUGAAAGCACAAAUUCUUUACUGCUGCUUUUUAUAUAUUGUAACCAGCUUCAUCCUCUUAGUUAUUUGUAUCACCACUGAUAUUAUUGCUACCAUCCCUGCAAUCCCAUUCCCACCCGAGCCACACUGGAGUGUGGCUGAGAAGUCCUCUAGCCCACAUAUUGUCUGGACAGGAGCCUGGUGGUCAAUAACAUCCUGUGCCUACCCUGCACCCUGUGGCCACAUGGCUUCCUGCCCACACUCCAGCCAGAAGACAUCCUCAGGACUGCAAACAGGCUGUGCGACAAUAAACGUUGGGUUGAAUCGGCUUGGCUUCCCUGGUGGUUGAUGUUCCCACGUGACCUAAAAUGGGGACCAGCUUUCAACUUACGGCCAUUUUCCCCCUUUCAGAGGAGGGGAGGUCGAAAGCA
This is a messenger RNA of Panthera uncia (snow leopard), 2866 nucleotides long. It is a transcript of the gene VIPR1, whose product is annotated as vasoactive intestinal peptide receptor 1. Gene Ontology annotation, molecular function: G protein-coupled peptide receptor activity; vasoactive intestinal polypeptide receptor activity; peptide hormone binding. Gene Ontology annotation, cellular component: plasma membrane. The transcript is spliced from 13 exons. Lineage: Eukaryota; Metazoa; Chordata; Mammalia; Carnivora; Felidae. Gene Ontology annotation, biological process: cell surface receptor signaling pathway; adenylate cyclase-modulating G protein-coupled receptor signaling pathway. The coding region runs from base 122 to 1501 and encodes 459 amino acids. The record is from RefSeq and is a predicted model, not a curated record.